Molecule: messenger RNA, 702 nt
Organism: Equus caballus (horse)
Lineage: Eukaryota; Metazoa; Chordata; Mammalia; Perissodactyla; Equidae
Source: RefSeq, a predicted model, not a curated record
UAUAGCACCAGCCACAUGACCCGGGCAGGCAGCACAGGCAGCCCAGCUCAUCAGGAGUCCGGCAGAAAGGGACAGCCACAGAACACAAAGGUGGAUCAAUUUUACCAAAAAAGGAAAAAGCCUGUCCACUUUUGUUGCAUUUGCUUGACUCUCUACAGCAAAAUGAAGCUUUCCAUCGGCAUCAUUUUUUGUUCCCUGGUCCUGGGCGUCAGCAGCCGGGAAUGGUUCACAUUCCUCAAGGAAGCUGGUCAAGGGGCUAAGGACAUGUGGAGAGCCUACUCUGACAUGAAAGAAGCCAAUUACAUAGGCGCAGACAAAUACUUCCACGCGCGCGGGAACUAUGACGCCGCACAGAGGGGCCCUGGGGGCGCCUGGGCUGCUAAAGUCAUCAGCGAUGCCAGAGAGAGUUCUCAGAGAGUCACAGACCUUUUCAAGUUUGGAGACAGCGGCCACGGAGAGGCGGACUCGAGGGCCGACCAGGCUGCCAAUGAAUGGGGCCGGAGCGGCAAAGACCCCAAUCACUUCAGACCUGCUGGCCUGCCUGACAAGUACUGAGCGUCCUCUUCACUCUGCUCUCAAGAGACGGGCUGUGAGCCCGCUGAGGGCAGGGACACCCAGUUAUUGACGUCUAUGGCCACAGAAGCCAGUGGAGGUCACAGAAUUAGUGUCUAAUAAAUGCUUAAGAGAUUGAAUUUGUUGAAA